This is a messenger RNA of Rhinichthys klamathensis goyatoka, 2891 nucleotides long. RefSeq names its product mitogen-activated protein kinase 8 interacting protein 1b (gene mapk8ip1b). The transcript is spliced from 12 exons. The record is from RefSeq and is a predicted model, not a curated record. The coding region runs from base 455 to 2494 and encodes 679 amino acids. Gene Ontology annotation, cellular component: cytoplasm. Lineage: Eukaryota; Metazoa; Chordata; Actinopteri; Cypriniformes; Leuciscidae. Gene Ontology annotation, biological process: regulation of JNK cascade. Gene Ontology annotation, molecular function: protein binding.
AGAGAGAGAGAUGGGGGAUGGGCGACUUUGAAAACAAGAGGAGGAGAGAUGUUGUGAAAUACACGCCAGCUAUUGGAUCGUCUGCAUGAUUAUUAUGUAUAAGCAGAAGGACACUGUCAUGCAUCAUCUCUAUCAGCGCUGACUCUGCAAAGCUUUUCUUUAGCCAUUUCUGCUUUAUUUUAUUUUUUGUCUUCUGUUGUAGAUCGUACAGUGAGGAUGCAGGUAAACACAUGAACAAGGGCAGAGAGAUACAGUGAGAAAAAUGCAGCAUUCAUCAAGGCGUCAUCAUUAUACACUGGACAUAACAGUGAAUGGAGAAUGCUGGAGCUGCAUGUGCUGUCAUUGAAUUCAGUCUAAACUGACUUCAAAUACAGCGGCUCGAAUGGCAGGCACUGAAAUAUGAAGAGAGCUUUGACCAGAUGUAAACACAAUCCCAUGCUGCACUGCUCACAGAAUGGACUCAAACGGUGAUGGCAAAGAAGAAUGGACGGAGGAGCAAUGGGAGAAAUGGCUGACCCAUGACAUAGGGUUGGAUGAAUUUGAAGAUGAGGACCUGUCUGAAAUCACAGAAAUGACUGAUGAAUUUGAAUUCAGGGCCAGGCGACACAACUCUGACAUCAAGCAGGACCAUGUGAUUCAAGCACCCAAUAGUGGCUUGGACAAGGUGGAGGCAGGCGCAGUGGGUCAGAUCCAGGCAGAGACACAUCCUUUACAUCUUACUGAUGCUGUUGAUAGGAGCCAAAGAGUGGCUUGUCGAUACGACAGCAAAGCAUCUAUGGAUUCUGCGGUUCCUUUCACCAUGGAUACCUACCGUCCAAAAAGACCGACCACUCUCAACUUAUUCCCACAGGUGCCCAGGACUCAGGACACUUUAAACAACAACUCAUUUGCGAAGAAGUACAGCUGGCAGCAGAAAAUCUCUCAGACCUUGCCGCCGCUUAAAACAGGUGAACUGACGCCAUCUCGUGAGCACACGUGUCUAAGCGAUGAGGAGAAGCACCAACCAGGCAGCGGUCGGAAAGACUGUGGCACCUCGACUGACAAGCCCAAACACACUCAAGCUCCUGCUCCUUCUGCUGUACUAUCUGUCCCAUGUAAAGCCAGAGAUGUACACAGAGAACUGGGUCACUGCGAGAAGAUCCGUUAUCACACAGACGUCCGGCUCGAGCCUACAGAGGAGAUCUAUCUGACACCAAUACAGCGUUGCACAGAGGCUCCGCAGAACGAGAAAGCGCAGGUCACCGCAGUCAGCUCUGACAAUGAAGCCCCCCCUCCAUACCAUGAGCAGGAUCUGCAACCCCCUUCCUAUUUUUCUUGUGUGGACGCUUCGGCCGCUGACAGUAGCGGUGAAGAAGUAACUGGAGCGGGAGAUCUGUGUUAUAGAGACUGCGGCGCUGGCGAGGAUCAUGCCCAUCGCGAGAGCUUGUCGGGAACGCUGAAAACUUCCAUGAGCAACUCAGACGCAAGUGGACUUUCGUACGAUUCGGUCAAAUACACACUGGUCGUGGAUGAGCACGAUCGGCUGGAACUCGUCAGUUUAAGAGAGUGUUAUCGUGGCUACAGCGAUGACAGUGAUUCGGCCACCAUCUAUGAUAAUUGCGUUUCCUCUCCAUAUGAGUCGGCUCUUGAGAAAGAGUACGAGGAGGAUGAGAAUGAAGACAAAGGAAGAAAACAAAGUGGGAUCAAAGCCUCAAUGUGUCUGUCAGAGGACUCUACCCCUGAGGCCGACAUGCCAUUUUCUCGAAAAUUUGUUAAUGUUUUCAUGAAUGGCUGCUCACGCUCCUCCAGUACAGAAUCGUUUGGCUUGUUUUCCUGCAUGAUUAAUGGAGAGGAGAGGGACCAGACACACAGAUCCGUCUACAGAUUUGUCCCUCGUCACGACGAUGAGCUGGAGCUGGAGGUCAAUGACCCUCUGCUGGUGGAGGUGCAGGAUGAGGAUUACUGGUAUGAGGGAUACAACAUGAGAACAGGAGAACGGGGGAUCUUUCCUGCCUAUUACGCCACUGAGGUCUUUCAGGAGCAACAACUUACUUUAAAUGCAAAAAGUACUGAAUGGAUGGACAAAUAUACAAUGAAAUUCCUUGGCUCAGUUCAAGUACUGAAUCACAAAGGCAGUGAUGUUCUCUGUGCAGCUAUGCAAAAGAUUGCGAUGAACAGGAGACUGACUGUACAUUACAAUCCACCGUCAUCCUGCAUCCUGGAGAUAAACGUGAAGGGACUGAAACUCACAGUGCAGGAUGAUUUCGACAUGAGUAGCCAAUAUAGUCACUUUUUCCAUUUGAAAAAUGUCUCAUUCUGUGGCUACCAUCCCAGGAACAGGAAGUAUUUUGGCUUUAUUACAAAACAUCCCGCUGAUGAGAGAUUCGCCUGUCACGUCUUUGUGUCUGAGAACUCCACUAAACCCCUUGCGGAGUCUGUGAGGAAAGCAUUCCACUUGUACUAUAAAGAGUUUGUGGAGGUCUCGUGUCCAACAGAAGACAUUUACUUGGAAUAAUCUCCGAUUAAAAUGAGCUGCAAAGCAAUGUAUAAAACAGCUAUGCUAAAUGAAUAUAUGAGAAAUAAUAAUAUGUGUAUAUAAACAAAGACUAAUAUAUCUGACAAAAAGGACCAAACAAGAUGAAGAGACUGACGGUUGUAAGGUGAUGCACACGACUUGAUUUUGUGUUGGAAUUCGUCAGACGGCGAAAAAUUGUACAGUAUAAAAGUCUGAAAUUAUUUUCAUGGAUGUUGAGGAUUUUGGAUGCGUGUUUCCCAGCUAACAGGGAACGUUCUCAGAACUUUGGCUAACGUUCUGGCAAGGUUCUCUCAAAGUUAUGAACAAAAAAAAAGAAUGUUCGUUCAAAGUUAUCUGGUCUUUAAUAAUGUUCUCAAAAUGGCAACAUGAAAACAUG